Molecule: messenger RNA, 499 nt
Organism: Salmo salar (Atlantic salmon)
Lineage: Eukaryota; Metazoa; Chordata; Actinopteri; Salmoniformes; Salmonidae
Product: translation machinery-associated protein 7
Source: RefSeq, a predicted model, not a curated record
AGAAAGUGAAAGGUGCAUUUAUGAUCAGGCGCAUCACAAAAAUCCUACAUCCGGUUUAAAGCGGAAGUAAGGUCCUAACAGCGCGGAUUAGUAAGCAACUGCUAACACGCUAGCUCAGUUGUUUUAUUGAAAAGUCUGAAAUAUGUCCGGAAGAGAAGGUGGUAAGAAGAAGCCUUUAAAAGCUGCCAAGAAAGCGACAAAGGAGAUGGAUGAUGAUGAAAUGGCCUUCAAACAGAAGCAGAAAGAAGACCAGAAAGCCUUGGAGGCAUUGAAGACGAAAGCAGCAGGAAAAGGACCUUUGACUGGUGGAGGAAUCAAGAAGUCUGGAAAGAAGUGAUUUGGAAUCGCAGGCCCCUGGCAAAUCCAACCCCCAUAUUUGUUUUUCUUGUUUGGGUCCAUUGUAAAAUACAUGCAAAGACCCUUUUUAAAAAAUAAUAUCCAAUGUGUUCUUGUAAAGGAAAAAGUUCUGAACUAAUAAAGUCUUGUAACUACUGCUGUA